Molecule: messenger RNA, 695 nt
Organism: Xyrichtys novacula (pearly razorfish)
Lineage: Eukaryota; Metazoa; Chordata; Actinopteri; Labriformes; Labridae
Source: the annotation of a GenBank genome assembly
AUGACGGAUCAAGAGAAGCAAUUGCGAAGCCGAAGCAACAAGAAUGACAGCGAAUGCUGUAGUGGCAGUGCUGCGAUAAUGAAAGAGCUGAAGGCGCUGAACACAAGACUGGACCGCAUGCAGAUCGACUUGGAAAAUAAGGUCAAUUCCAGAAUUGAUAGCAUGCAAAAGCAAGUUAACUCCAGAGUGGAUCAAUUGUGUGGAUCGAUGGAGAAACUGAUAGCUGAGAAUAAGGACGCUGGGCUGAAAGAGAUUGAAAAAGCCACAAAAGACAUGCGAGCAAAUCUGGACACUGAGGUGGGAAUUCUAUGUGCAAGAAUAGAAAGGAUGGGAAAGUGAGGGAUUUAUUGCAUGACGGCCUUGGAUGUGAUACUGUGGUCCGCCCCGUUGCUGUGGAGCGGAUGAGUGCGUGAGGAAACCGACCGGGCCUUGUUAAGGUGGAGUUGAGCUCGGUGCAGGUGAAAAUUGCCGUGUUGCGCCGAGAAUCAAAGCUGAAUGAUAACGAGCGUUUCAAUAAAGUCUAUGUGUCAUCUGCGAAAUCACAUGCUGGACGACUGUUGGAACUCAACUUUAGAUCUUUGAUCCGUGAAACCGCAGUCGGGAAGGACUUCUAUCUAACUGGGAAUGGACGUUUGAUGAAGCGGACGCAGUCAUCCCGGAGUGUGGCUAGAGAAGCUGGCCUUGGCAGUGACUGA